AUGGAAUUUAUGAAAUUAUGUAGUAACCAUAACACCAGUGUUUCUCAGCAGUCAGAUCAUUCAGAAGAAAUCAGGUUCUUUGUGAAUCUGUUCUGUGCAGCAGCAGAGAGAGAACAGCAGACAGGAGAGAAGACACUGGAGCUGUUAUCAUCAGUGUGCAGAUAUGAAAAACUCCCUCUCAAACAGAAAUGGUGUGAUUUCCUGCUGGACCUGUACUCAAAUGAUCCUAAAACAGGUCUGAGUCUCCUUCCAUCAUUACAGUCAGUUUUCCAGUCAGCUCCUGCAGUCUGGAUCAUAAACCUCUCAGAGAGAAAGAGCUCCAUCCUCCUGGAAGUGCUGAAACUCCAAUCAGAGAAGAAACAAGUGGAGCUGAGAGGCUGCUCAGAUGAAGAGAGUGAAGUGAGGAGUUUCCUACAGUGUCUGCCUUAUAUCUCACAGCUCAGUGUUCCUCGGCGGUCAGAUCGUUCUAAAGAAAUCAGGAUCUUUGUGAAUCUGUUCUGUGCAGCAGCAGAGAGAGAACAGCAGACAGGAGAGAAGACACUGGAGCUGUUAUCAUCAGUGUGCAGAUACAAAAUAUUCUCUUUUAAAGACUGGGAUGAUGAUGAUGAAUAUCAGAGUAAUUUCCUGCUGGAUCUGUACUCCCACCUGAAGGACUAUGAGACUAAAACAGGUCUGAGUCUCCUUCCAUCAUUACAGUCAGUUUUCCAGUCAGCUCCUGCAGUCUGGAUCAUAAACCUCUCAGAGAGAAAGAGCUCCAUCCUCCUGGAAGUGCUGAAACUCCAAUCAGAGAAGAAACAAGUGGAGCUGAGAGGCUGCUCAGAUGAAGAGAGUGAAGUGAGGAGUUUCCUACAGUGUCUGCCUUAUAUCUCACAGCUCAGUGUUCCUCGGCGGUCAGAUCGUUCUAAAGAAAUCAGGUUCUUUGUGAAUCUGUUGUGUGCAGCAGCAGAGAGAGAACAGCAGACAGGAGAGAAGACACUGGAGCUGUUAUCAUCAGUGUGCAGAUACAAAACAUUCCCUUUUAAAGAUGAUAAUGAUGAAUAUCGGAGUGAUUUCCUGCUGGAUCUGUGCUCCCACCUGAAGGACUAUGAGACUAAAACAGGUCUGAGUCUCCUUCCAUCAUUACAGUCAGUUUUCCAGUCAGCUCCUGCAGUCUGGAUCAUAAACCUCUCAGAGAGAAAGAGCUCCAUCCUCCUGGAAGUGCUGAAACUCCAAUCAGAGAAGAAACAAGUGGAGCUGACAGACUGCUCAGAUGAAGAGAGUGAAGUGAGGAGUUUCCUACAGUGUCUGCCUUAUAUCUCACAGCUCAGUGUUCCUUGGCGGUUAGAUCUUUCUAAAGAAAUCAGGUUCUUUGUGAAUCUGUUCUGUGCAGCAGCAGAGAGAGAACAGCAGACAGGAGAGAAGACACUGGAGCUGUUAUCAUCAGUGUGUAGAUACAAAACAUUCCCUUUAAAAUAUGAGUAUUAUGAUGAAUAUCGGAGUAAUUUCCUGCUGGAUCUGUACUCCCACCUGAAGGACUGUGAGACUAAAACAGGUCUGAGUCUCCUUCCAUCAUUACAGUCAGUUUUCCAGUCAGCUCCUGCAGUCUGGAUCAUAAACCUCUCAGAGAGAAAGAGCUCCAUCCUCCUGGAAGUGCUGAAACUCCAAUCAGAGAAGAAACAAGUGGAGCUGACAGGCUGCUCAGAUGAAGAGAGUGAAGUGAGGAGUUUCCUACAGUGUCUGCCUUAUAUCUCACAGCUCAGUUAUGAUCCUGGUUGGUCAGAUCGUUCUAAAGAAAUCAGGUUCUUUGUGAAUCUGUUGUGUGCAGCAGCAGAGAGAGAACAGCAGACAGGAGAGAAGACACUGGAGCUGUUAUCAUCAGUGUGCAGAUACAAAACAUUCCCUUUUAAAGAUGAGGAGGAUGAUGAUGAUGAUGACUUAAAGGAAUAUCAGAGUGAUUUCCUUCUGGAUCUGUGCUCCCACCUGAAGGACUAUGAGACUGAAACAGGUCUGAGUCUCCUUCCAUCAUUACAGUCAGUUUUCCAGUCAGCUCGUGCAGUCUGGAUCAUAAACCUCUCAGAGAGAAAGAUCUCCAUCCUCCUGGAAGUGCUGAAACUCCAAUCAGAGAAGAAACAAGUGGAGCUGAGAGGCUGCUCAGAUGAAGAGAGUGAAGUGAGGAGUUUCCUACAGUGUCUGCCUUAUAUCUCACAGCUCAGUGUUCCUUGGCGGUCAGAUCUUUCAGAAGAAAUCAGGUUCUUUGUGAAUCUGUUCUGUGCAGCAGCAGAGAGAGAACAGCAGACAGGAGAGAAGACACUGGAGCUGUUAUCAUCAGUGUGCAGAUACAAAACAUUCCCUUUUAAAUAUGAUGAUGAUGAAUAUCAGAGUGAUUUCCUGCUGGAUCUGUACUCCCACCUGAAGGACUAUGAGACUAAAACAGGUCUGAGUCUCCUUCCAUCAUUACAGUCAGUUUUCCAGUCAGCUCGUGCAGUCUGGAUCAUAAACCUCUCAGAGAGAAAGAGCUCCAUCCUCCUGGAAGUGCUGAAACUCCAAUCAGAGAAGAAACAAGUGGAGCUGACAGGCUGCUCAGAUGAAGAGAGUGAAGUGAGGAGUUUCCUACAGUGUCUGCCUUAUAUCUCACAGCUCAGUGUUCCUCGGUGGUCAGAUCUUUCAGAAGAAAUCAGGUUCUUUGUGAAUCUGUUCUGUGCAGCAGCAGAGAGAGAACAGCAGACAGGAGAGAAGACACUGGAGCUGUUAUCAUCAGUGUGCAGAUACAACACAUUCCCUUUUAAAUAUGAGGAGGAGGAUGAUUAUGAUGACUUAAAGAAAUAUCAGAGUGAUUUCCUGCUGGAUCUGUGCUCCCACCUGAAGGACUGUGAGACUAAAACAGGUCUGAGUCUCCUUCCAUCAUUACAGUCAGUUUUCCAGUCAGCUCCUGCAGUCUGGAUCAUAAACCUCUCAGAGAGAAAGAGCUCCAUCCUCCUGGAAGUGCUGAAACUCCAAUCAGAGAAGAAACAAGUGGAGCUGAGAGGCUGCUCAGAUGAAGAGAGUGAAGUGAGGAGUUUCCUACAGUGUCUGCCUUAUAUCUCACAGCUCAGUGUUCCUCGGCGGUCAGAUCGUUCUAAAGAAAUCAGGUUCUUUGUGAAUCUGUUGUGUGCAGCAGCAGAGAGAGAACAGCAGACAGGAGAGAAGACACUGGAGCUGUUAUCAUCAGUGUGCAGAUACAAAACAUUCCCUUUUAAAGAUGAUAAUGAUGAAUAUCGGAGUGAUUUCCUGCUGGAUCUGUACUCCCACCUGAAGGACUGUGAGACUAAAACAGGUCUGAGGGUCCUUCCAUCAUUACAGUCAGUUUUCCAGUCAGCUCCUGCAGUCUGGACCAUAAACCUCUCAGAGAGAAAGAUCUCCAUCCUCCUGGAAGUGCUGAAACUCCAAUCAGAGAAGAAACAAGUGGAGCUGAGAGGCUGCUCAGAUGAAGAGAGUGAAGUGAGGAGUUUCCUACAGUGUCUGCCUUAUAUCUCACAGCUCAGCUGUGAUCCCGAGUUCUUCCAGAGAGUGUGUUCACUGAUCUCUGUCAGAUCCAGAGAGGAGGCCGAGCAGUUGUCCUCUGUGCUGCAGCUGCUGGGCUUCAGCCUGCUGUUAACAGGAGAGUUACGCAGCAAAACCUGCCGGUCUGUGGGGACAGUUGUCAGACUUUGUGGCUCUGAUGUAGAUCUCAUCCUCACACCAAGAAAGAUGUCUGUCAGAGGAGCCUCCCUCCUCUUUAGACGUACAACACAACUUCACAGUCUGAAGCUUUCCACAGACAUGGCCUUGUUAAUGUGUCGAUGGGUCAGAAGAGGGACAGUGGCCUGUCGGCUGACUAUGGAAGAGCUUUCUCUCUCCUCUCAGACAGCCCAACCAUCAGAGAGAGGGCUGAUGAAGGUUGUCAGUAGUUUGGCUUCCCUGCUGAGAUACUGGACAGUCCGACGGUUAGACCUGACGGAGGUCUGUGUUCCUGCUCAGGGUCUCAUUCCUCUGCUGCUUCAUGAUGGUCCUCUAACAAUCAAACUGAGUGAGAAGGUUUUGCAGCCACUACUCUCCGUCCUCCAUGAAAUCCAGGAUGAGGCCUUGACCUGUUCCUUCUUGAGGAAGGUUGGUGGAGAGCUGACAUCCUGCUGUCUGAACUGGGAGCUCCUUCACCAUCUGCUGCUGCAGUCGAGAGUUCACCGCCUGCUUCCCUUUCUGGACACGAUUGUGUUCAAAAGACCCUGUCCCAGCUUUGUGUUGACCGCCAUCAGAGAGAUCUAUAAAGCUCGAGCCAGUCCCGUUAUACCCAGUUUACUGAGGUCAUUGGAUGAUGUCAUCAACCUGACCUGCAGACAGAUGGACUCGGAGGACUUUGCUGCUCUGCUCUUCACCCUGAGACACAGUGACAGAGUUCAACUGAACCUCACGUGGACCUCCAUACCAGCAGGGGACAUAAAGUCCAUCCUCUUAAUGCUGGACAAAGUCUCUCAUCUCAGUGUUGACAGGAAUCAGCUGCUGAGGUUGGUCCACUGCUGCGCUGCCUCCGAGGCCCAGCAGGGGGCAGCAGCCGGCCUGCUCAGGACUCUGCAGCACCGGCUGGAUCUGUCCUGCUGCUCCAGUGUGGAGCUGGACCAUCAGAGUGACUCUCUCAGUCUGACUGCUGAGGACUGCAGGGCCGUCUCCACCAUCCUGACACACAGCAGCAGAGACACACAGCUCCUCCUGCAGGACUGUGAGCUGGAGGACAGCGGCCUGGACCUGCUGUUUCCUGUCCUGCACAGAGUCCGUCUCAGAGCCAGUAAAGCUGUCCUCCUCCGGCUGGUGUCCCUGGUUCCUGUGGACAGUGAGAGGGACUCAGUGAGACGGGCAGUGUCCCUCCGUACAGCCCUGGAUGGACAGCUGGACCUCAGUCACAGCACGCUGGAUCAGAGGGCCUGUGGAGCUCUGGCCCUGAUGCUGGACUUCAGUGAAGAGCUGCCAGAGCUGGACCUGAGUCACUGUGGACUCACUGACCAGCUGCUGCUCACACUCAGCGCACAUCUGCACAAAGUUCAAGUCCUGGAUCUGAGUCACAAUAACAUCACGGAUGCUUCAGCUGACCUGUUACUGCGACUGUCCAUCAACCCGUCCACUGACACCGUGCGACUCUUCGGGAACAACAUUGUGGACAGAACCUCCUUUAAGAAAGACCAGCGCUUUGAGAUGUGGUGAAGCUGUCGUCGGUGUGUAAGAUCUCCUUCUACCACCUCAGGAACAUUACCAAACUGCGUCUCACACUCUGUCCGAUGCAGAACAACCCCGUGCACAGCUUGGCCUCCUGAAGGCGGGACUACUGUAACGUUCUCGUCAUCAGGACUUCUAGCUGAGCCUUCGACGACUUCACUACAUCCAGAACAGCUCCGCUAGGGUCCUAACGAAGGUACGGAAAUACCACCACAUCACCCCCAUCCUUCACUCUCUCCACUGGCUUCCUGUCUCCUUCAGGACCAAGUACAACAUCUCGCUGCUCACCCAUCAGUGUAUCCAUGGAA
Perca flavescens (yellow perch) is the source of this 5510-nucleotide messenger RNA. RefSeq lists its product as uncharacterized. The transcript is spliced from 18 exons. Lineage: Eukaryota; Metazoa; Chordata; Actinopteri; Perciformes; Percidae. Gene Ontology annotation, molecular function: protein binding. The record is from RefSeq and is a predicted model, not a curated record. The coding region runs from base 1 to 5190 and encodes 1729 amino acids.